GCUUUUUUCUAUGCGAAUAUAAAGCCAGUGGGCCACGCUUUCUUACUGGGAGUUUUCAAUUUAGCUUGUUCAAAGUCGGUUUAUUACAAAAAUCCUGAAAUAUGCGGAUGAAAUUAUUCGUGUUGCUUGCUUUUGCCUUGGGUUACUGUAAGGGCGAGUGCGACGCAAUACUCAAGAACACUCCAGCCAAAUGUCUUAGCCGGACAACUUUCAAGCUGGGCGGUUCAGGUGGAGAAAAUGCAAAAGAAAAUGUAUUCAGCUGCAAAACUGGCCUCGUUUGUGCCGAUACCCCCGACAUCUGCGCCGAUCCACUAAAAUUUGACGCUGCGUGUUCUACUGGGUCUUGUAAACUCUGCACUUCUGAUAGCCCAUAUGCAUGUGUUAGUGAAAAGGAAUUUGUACCAUGCAGCAAUGGUAAAUUGCUUGUAGAUUUCAAACAAAAGUGUCCUUCAACAGCGAAAUUUUGCGGUGGCAAACCCGCUAGUGAUAAUACUAAUGAAAAUACUGAAGAAGCUAAUAAAGAUCCGCAAUGGCCUUGCACUUCUGAGAAAAAGGAUAAACACUGUGACAAAGAAGAAUCGACUACCCCUGCCCCCAGCAGCAGCGGUACUGAACCAAGUUCAACUCCAGCAUCUCAAGCUCCUUGCACAGUGUCAGGAAGUUUUGCCGUCCCAACAGAUACCAGCUGCAAAGCGUAUAUCUACUGUUACCUUGAUAAAGGAGUAAUGAAGCAGUCGAACUUUACUUGUCCUGAUAAUUAUGUCUUCGAUGCACCAAAGAAAAGGUGUGUUACCAAGGAUGCUUACGUGUGCAAGGUUUGACAUUGUGACAGAUAGAGAACAAGCAGAAUAAACUUCUAGUUAAUGUGCGAAAAUGUCAUAUUCAGAAGAAAUUAUUAUUUGCCAAUGAGCAUGUGAUGUUGCACUUUAUAAAACACGAAUAAAUACGUUAAUGACAUCCUG
Hermetia illucens (black soldier fly) is the source of this 962-nucleotide messenger RNA. RefSeq lists its product as uncharacterized. Gene Ontology annotation, cellular component: extracellular region. The transcript has 5 exons. Bases 102 to 821 code for a protein of 239 amino acids. Gene Ontology annotation, molecular function: chitin binding. The record is from RefSeq and is a predicted model, not a curated record. NCBI's taxonomy places the organism in Eukaryota, Metazoa, Arthropoda, Insecta, Diptera, Stratiomyidae.